AAAUGGAUUAACAUUUGCCUUAAGCCUAUUCCGGUUCUUCCUUUGAAUCUUCUCUAUCAAGCAGUGAUAACAGUUAAGGUGAAGAAAACGCAGAUUAACUGAAUCAUAAAUUUGUUUUUUUAGAAAACCCUUCAUAUUGUUUCAUCUGUAAGUAAUCUUUUGAUUCUUCAAUUUGUGAGCAUGAGGAAUCUGAUGAUCAUGAGAGAUUUACAGGGCUAUUUAUUCUUAAAUAUGUAUUUAUGAUUAUUUUAAGUGACACUUUAUUUCAGUGGUAGUAGAGAAGAGUUAUAAGAAUGCUUACUCGUUCUUUUUGGAAUUAUCAGCACUUGCAUCAGCACCUUUACACCACUAAAGGGUCUCCUGAUUAUGUAAAAUAUGUUGAUUAGCUUUUCUCUUCCUAUAGUCCUUUGUAUAAAUAGUUAUCACGAUAAGAAUAACUAGUUUAUUAAGUUGAAUUCUCAGAAUUUUAUUAGUUUGCUUAUGAACAUCAUUUUCGCACAGUGAAUACUUCUUGUCUUUAAUAAUAUGUUAAUUUAAAGGUAGGUUCUAAGAAACCUAUAAAUUUAGAUGCUUUGAUGAUGCUUACAUCUUAAUUUGGAUUGUAAUUUUAAAAAUUAAAGUUGAAAUCUAAUAUUAUAAUUGAAAAUGAUAAAUGCUCAGAUAUCUAUUCAUUUGAAAUUUAAUUAGGUGCUUGUAAAUUUAUGAGUGCUUUGGAUAAGUAUAAUGAUUUCAUUCGAAUUCGGUUUUUCCUUAGCAUGUUCAAGUUUACCUAAAUUAACUUGUCUUCUUUGUUUACCUUGACUGUUGAUGAAGUUUAAGUUUAUGAUCAGUAAUUUCUCUUUCGAAUUCAAUCUAACCUUAACUUUGUUACUUUUUGUUUGCAAUUUGAAAAACUUCCCGAAAUAGUCACAACAUUUCUAAAGUAGAGAUGUUCAAUUGCUUCUAAAGACAUAAAAGUUUUUGUAUUUGAAAGUUCCUUUGAUGAAGAUUAUUAGACAUUAAUCAACAAGCUUAAGGGGGAUUAUAAACAUGAUAAGUAAUUUGUAUAAUUCCUCGAAAUUGUUUCCAUCAGGUAGAUGAAGCAUGUCAUCAGAGAUUAACUCAAUAGUACUUAGGUGAUUUCAAAGUUGAAGUAAUAAUAAGAUCUCAAUUAAUAUGAAAAUUGGAUUACUCAUUUGAAUUGUAAAAUUUAAAAAAAAAAAAAUCUAUACUUUAGAAUGUCCUCUUAUAGACCAGAAUUCCUAGCAUCAAAAACUUGAGUAACC
This is a messenger RNA of Paramecium primaurelia, 1265 nucleotides long. Lineage: Eukaryota; Ciliophora; Oligohymenophorea; Peniculida; Parameciidae. The record is from the annotation of a GenBank genome assembly.